Messenger RNA from Leptopilina boulardi, 1155 nucleotides. RefSeq lists its product as uncharacterized. NCBI's taxonomy places the organism in Eukaryota, Metazoa, Arthropoda, Insecta, Hymenoptera, Figitidae. The record is from RefSeq and is a predicted model, not a curated record. The transcript has 2 exons. Bases 13 to 1155 code for a protein of 380 amino acids.
UUUAUUAUAAAAAUGUCAUCAAUAAAGCAGAAUUCAUUAAUAAUGACUGAUUUUUACACAAAUGGUGAUAAUAUUUUUAAAAAAAAUUUAAAAGAAAUAGAAGAAAACCUUUUAAAAACCGAUAUAAUGCUUAUCAAAAAAGAUGAAAACAUAUUUUCAACAAUUUUAAACAAAACUGGUGAUAAAUUAUUUAUUGACAAUUUGAUAGAAAACAAAAAAUUUCAUGAUCGAUCAAGAAACACCAAAGGAUUCAAAAAACAAGCAACUACUACUAAAAGCAAAAGUGUUAUUGAAGAGAAAAAAACAGUAUAUUUCCAAAAUGUCAAUAAAACACCAUCAGAAAGUAAAUUACGAGAUAAAAAAAGCAAAAAAGAAAUUAAUAAAAUAAUACUCAAGAGUGAAAAAGACAAAAAGCAAAAAAAAGAAGAAGAUGAAAAAACUAAUUACAAUGAUAAAAUUGUAAAUAUAUUCACUUUUUCUAAUAAUGACUCUAAAACUUCAUGUCAAAGUAGCUCCAAUGAAAAACUAUCGAUAAACAAAAGUGAAAAUAAAAUAAAUUAUUCGUGGCAAGAUAUUAAUAGUUGGUUAUCCCCAUUGCAAAAGAAAGAUAUAAAUAAUAAUCAAAAAACUUUUCAUUUAAAAAAAACUUAUUCAUGGGAAAUUUUUGGAAUUGAAACACAAACGUCAAAUUGCACUUUAUCAAAUAUUGGUACAUCUUAUUAUACAAAUAAUAAACAUGAGUGUACUGUAAAAUAUUCGUGGGAAAUAAUAGGAAAAAGUACACAAGUCUCAAUAAACGAUUACAAAAAUCAUUUUAUUUCCAAUGAUGAUUAUUGGCAAGGUACAAUUCUUUUGCCAAAAAAAAAUUAUUCUUCUCAAAAAAAUAUCAAUUCAAAAUGUCAAGAAUCUUCAAAUAAAAUUCGUAUUUUAUAUUGCGAGAGAACACAAACUUCAAGUGAUAAAGAAACUGAAACUGAAUUUACAAAUUGCCGUAUUAAAUAUUCAUGGGAAAAUUUAAUUCAACAAUAUGCAAAAUCAUCUAAAUUAAAAAAAAUUGAUAAUUGUGAGAAUUUUCCUACUCAAAUUGAAUCACUUAAAUCAAUUUAUCGAAAAUAUUCUUGGGAAAAUUUAAUAAAUCAACAUUUAAAUUUUUAA